UCCAUCAACAGAGACCAGACUCUGCCAGACCUGGACCUGGACCCAGCUGUGUCUCCAUGUCGAGUGACUGGUCCAUGGAUGAACCUUUGCACUUCAAACAAGAACAGAGGACGAUCCAUCAACAGGGACCAGACUCUGCCAGUCCUGGACCUGGACCCAGCUGUAUGUCCAUGAAGAGUGACCAGUCUAUAGAUUGUCUUAUUACCUUCAAGGAUGGACAAAAACAUGGUGAACUGAUAGUUGAUCAGCAGAGGACAGAGGUUCUCAGUGGUCAGUCUGUCCAGCAGCAUGGAGCAGACCUGGACUCCAUAUUUAAGCUGCUGGAGGAGAACAUCAUCUGCUUUGUGAAGAACGAGCUGAAGAAGAUCCACAAGGUUCUGGAUACAGAUCACACAGAAGUCUCAGAGAGUCAGAGGGAGGAUGAGGAGCAGAGGAGCAGCAGAGAGGCCUUUCUGAAGAUCACAGAGGACUUCUUAAGGAGGAUGAAGCAGGAGAAGCUAGCUGACAAAAUCAGAGCUUCAGCUUGUCGACGGGAACUCAAAUCAAACCUGAAAAAGAAGUUCCAGUGUUUGUUUGAGGGCGUGGCUAAAGCAGGAAACCCCACCCUUCUGAAUGAGAUCUUCACAGAGCUUUACAUCACAGAGGGAGGGACUGGAGAGGUCAAUGAAGAACAUGAGGUCAGACAGAUUGAAAGAGCUUCCUGGAAACCAGACAGACCAGAAACAUCCAUCAGACAAGAAGACAUCUUUAAAGCCUCAGUUGGAAGAGGCGGACCAAUCAGAAGAGUGAUGACAAAGGGCGUGGCUGGCAUUGGGAAAACAGUGUUAACACAGAAGUUCACUCUGGACUGGGCUGAAGACAAAAGCAACCAGGACGUACAGUUCAUGUUUCCCUUCACCUUCAGAGAGCUGAAUGUGCUGAAAGAGAAGAAGUUCAGUUUGGUGGAACUCAUCCAUCACUUCUUCACUGAAACCAAAGAAGCAGGAAUCUGCAGGUUUGAAGACUUUAAGGUGGUCUUCAUCUUUGAUGGUCUGGACGAGUGUCGACUUCGUCUGGACUUCCACAACACUGAGAUCCUGACUGACGUCACAGCGUCCACCUCAGUGGACGUGCUGCUGACAAACCUCAUCAGGGGGAAACUGCUUCCCUCUGCUCGCCUCUGGAUAACCACACGACCUGCAGCAGCCAAUCAGAUCCCUCCUGACUGUGUGGACAUGGUGACAGAGGUCAGAGGGUUCACGGACCCACAGAAGGAGGACUACUUCAGGAAGAGGUUCAGAUAUGAGGAGAAGGCCAGGAGGAUCAUCUCCCACAUCCAGACAUCACGAAGCCUCCACAUCAUGUGCCACAUCCCAGUCUUCUGCUGGAUCACUGCAACAGUUCUGGAGAACAUGCUGAAAACCAGAGAUGGAGGAGAACUGCCCAAGACCCUGACUGAGAUGUACAUCCACUUCCUGGUGGUUCAGUCCAAAGUGAAGAGGGUCAAAUAUGAUGGAGGAGCUGAGACAGAUCCACACUGGAGUCCAGAGAACAGGAAGAUGAUUCAGUCUCUGGGGAAACUGGCUUUUGAGCAGCUGCAGAAAGGAAACCUGAUCUUCUAUGAAUCAGACCUGAGAGAGUGUGGCAUCGAUAUCACAGCAGCUUCAGUUUACUCAGGAGUCUUCACUCAGAUCUUUAAAGAGGAGAGAGGCCUGUACCAGGACAAGGUCUUCUGCUUUGUCCAUCUGAGUGUUCACGAGUUUCUGGCUGCUCUUCAUGUUCAUCUGACCUUCAUCACCUCUGGAACAAAUCUGUUGUCAGAACCAACAACGAGCCAGUGGUCCAUACAACCAAACAAACCUGAACUGAAUCAUCUGCACCAGAGUGCUGUGGACGAGGCCUUACUGAGUCCAAAUGGACACCUGGACUUGUCCCUCCGCUUCAUCCUGGGUCUUUCACUGGAGACCAAUCAGAAGCUCUUAAGAGGUCUACUGACACAAACAGGAAGUGGUUCACAGACCAAUCAGAAAACAGUUGAGUACAUCAAGAAGAAGAUCAGUAAGAAACUGUCACCAGAGAGAAGCAUCAACCUGUUCCACUGUCUGAAUGAACUGAACCAUCGUUCUCUUGUGGAGGAGAUCCAAGAGUCCCUCACAUCAGGACGCCUGUCCACAAAGACACUGUCUCCUGCUCAGUGGUCAGCUCUGGUCUUCAUCUUACUGUCACCAGGAAAAGAUCUGGAAGAGUUUGACCUGAAGAAAUACUCUGCUUCAGAGGAGGCUCUUCUGAAGCUGCUGCCGGUGGUCAAAGCCUCCAACAAAGCUCUACUGAGUGGCUGUAAACUCUCAGAGAGAAGCUGUGAAGCUCUGUCCUCAGUCCUCAGCUCUGUGUCCUCUAGUCUGAGACACAUGGACCUGAGUAACAACGACCUGCAGGAUCCAGGAGUGAAGCUGCUGUGUGAUGGACUGAAGAGUCCUCACUGUUCUCUGGAGACUCUCAGUCUGUCAGGUUGUCUGGUCUCAGAGGAAGGAUGUUCUUCUCUGACCUCAGCUCUAAACUCCAAACCCCCCCAUCUGAGAGAACUGGACCUGAGCUACAAUCAUCCAGGAGACUCACGAGAGAAACUGCUGUCUGCUGGACUGAAGAGUCCUCACUGGAGACUGGACACUCUCAGGAUGGACCAUGCUGGAGAGCAGAGGUUAAAACCUGGUGUCAGGAAGUAUUCAUGUGAACUGGAACUGGACACAAACACAAUGAACAGAAAACUCAAACUGUCUGACGACAACAGGAAAGUGACCCGUGUGACAGAAGAUCAGUCGUAUCCUGAUCAUCCAGACAGAUUUAAGUUCUGGUCUCAGCUGCUGUGUAGACCUGGUCUGACUGGUCGCUGUUACUGGGAGGUCGAGUGGAGAGGAAGAGUUCAUAUAUCACUGAGUUACAGAGGAAUCAAGAGGAAAGGCAACAGUUCUGACUGUGUGUUUGGACGUAAUGAUCGGUCCUGGAGUCUGUUCUGCUCUGAUGUUCAUGGUAACUUUGUCCUUCACUGUAGGACACGAACACCCAUCAUGUCCUGUGUCUCUCACAGAGUAUCAGUGUAUGUGGACUGUCCUGCUGGGACUCUGUCCUUCUACAGUGUCUCCUCUGACUCACUGAUCCACCUCCACACCUUCAGGACCACAUUCACUGAACCGGUUUAUCCUGGGUUCUGGGUCUGGCCUGGUUCCUCAGUGUCUCUGUGUCCUCUGUAGGACAUGAAGAGACAGCAGCUUCAGUGGUGGACGAGGUCAAAGCUCGUCUCAGUCAUUCUUUGUUGAAACCAUCAAUAAAUAAAGACUUAAAAAAUCAA
This is a messenger RNA of Solea solea (common sole), 3325 nucleotides long. RefSeq names its product NLR family CARD domain-containing protein 3-like. Gene Ontology annotation, molecular function: protein binding. Lineage: Eukaryota; Metazoa; Chordata; Actinopteri; Pleuronectiformes; Soleidae. The transcript is spliced from 9 exons. The coding region runs from base 57 to 3227 and encodes 1056 amino acids. The record is from RefSeq and is a predicted model, not a curated record.